CGGAGUUCACAGAGUCACGGAAAACAACGAGCGUUAUACGAAUCUCGAAACCGAAACAUGUCGUUGCAUUGUUGGGUUUAAAUUCGGCAACUUCAAGCAAAAUAAAUUGAAUGUCACCACGUUUGUUGAUAGAAUGAAAACGGUCAUGCGACGUUUGAAAUUUUGAUGGAUAAAAAGUGCACAAAUGUUUAGAUCAUUUCUCAAGUUUAUUUUGUUUUUUAUUAGUUAAGCUCACGAGUGAUGUAAGGAUAGCAACAUUGUUCAGUGUUAUGAUGAUUGUUAAUUAAUAUCCUGUUAGUACAAACAGUAGUAGUGCAAGUUGGAACAAUAAAGGGAAACAAAGAAAAUCUACACAGUGUUUAAGUAUUAUAAAUGGCCCUAUUAUUCACAAGCAUGUGGGACUCUACAAUGUUUUUGAACACCUUAACCCCAAAAUUUUAUGUCGCUCUCACCGGGACGUCGUCGUUGAUUUCUGGAUUGAUCCUUAUUUUCGAGUGGUGGUACUUCAGAAAAUAUGGCACGUCUUUUAUCGAACAAGUGUCUUUAAAUCAUAUUUCACCAUGGAUUGGUGGAGGUGACAGUGGGUCGGAUGGAAGUAAUUCAAGUUUAAAUGGCUCAAAUUCGAAUCAACAAAACGUUCCGGAAUGUAAAGUCUGGCGCAAUCCGAUCAACUUGUUUAGAGGGGCCGAGUAUCAAAGAUUUUUUUGGGCCACCAACAAAGAUCCGUUAACAUAUUACGAUAUGAAUUUAUCUGCUCAAGAUCAUCAGACAUUCUUUACCUGCGAAGGUGACACAGGUAAGGCUGAAUAUGAAAUAAUGCAAACAGCCUGGAGAGAACGUAACCCGGUAGUGCGAAUAAAAGCAGCGCAUAGCGCUCUCGAUCAUAAUGCUGACUGUGCUCCCGCGUAUAUAUUACUUGCCGAAGAGGAAGCUAGUACUAUCGUGGAAGCGGAAAAGAUUUUGAAGCAAGCGUUGAAGGUGGCUGAAAACAAUUACAGGAAAUCUCAAAAUACUCAACAUCAAGGAUCGCUUGCCGAAGCUAUCCACAGGAGAGACACGAACGUACUGAUAUACAUUAAACGACGAUUAGCUAUGUGUGCGAGAAAGUUAGGAAAACUGAAAGAAGCUGUAAAAAUGUUUAGAGAUUUAACAAAAGAAGUUCCACCAAUUAUGAAUGUGUUAAACAUUCAUGAGAAUUUAAUCGAAGCUUUAUUAGAGAUGCAAGCGUACGCCGAUGUCCAAGCAGUAUUAGCAAAAUACGAUGACAUAAGUCUACCAAAGUCAGCAACCAUUUGUUACACAGCCGCGUUACUGAAAGCAAGGGUGGUCGCUGAUAAAUUUUCAACCGAUAUUGCUAUUAAAAGAGGCUUAACCACUCCAGAAAUGAUAGCUAUCGAAGCUAUUCACAGAGCUGUCGAGUUCAAUCCUCACGUACCUAAGUAUUUACUAGAAAUGAAGCCUUUAAUUUUACCACCGGAACACGUGCUGAAAAGAGGAGAUUCGGAAGCGAUAGCGUACGCAUUUUUUCACCUUGCGCACUGGAAACAGAUGGAAGGUGCUCUUAACUUAUUGCAUUGCACUUGGGAGGGUACAUUCAGAAGGUUACCUUAUCCUUUGGAAAGGGGGCAUUUAUUUUAUCCAUAUCCAACCUGCACAGAAUGCGCGGAUCGUGAACUUUUACCUCCGUUUCACGAUGUCAGCGUCUAUCCUAAAAAGGAGUUGCCAUUUUUUAUUUUAUUUACAGCAGGUUUAUGUUCCUUUACAGCACUCCUAGCGCUUUUAACUCAUCAGUAUCCCGAUACCAUGGGUGUAGUAGCACGAUCAAUGCUUGCCUGGUUUUCACAUCCAUUUUAUUAUAUUUUAGACAAAUUGGAAGCGAUCUUGCCUUCUAAUUUAUUACAACAGCUCUCUAGAAUAUAAGACAUUUGUAUGAUCUCUGUAAUCAUAACUUAUUGUGAUAUUUAUGAUACUUAUGCUUUCAUUGUCAUAUACAUCAAUUAUAUAUAUGUAUAUAUAUAUAUAUAUAUAUAUAUAUAUACAUACACACACACACAUAUAUAUAUAUAUAUAUAUAUAUAUAUAUAUAUAUGUAUAUAUAAAUAUGUACAUCCGUACUUCCCGAAUUUCUUAUGACUGAUAUCCUAAUGCGUAUUUAUAGAAUCAAUUAUUUACUUAAUGUUGUUAGUUUAAAAAAGCGUUGUGUAGCGAUCGAUGUACAAUUAAUAAAAAUUUGAAUAUCUUUGA
This is a messenger RNA of Megalopta genalis, 2244 nucleotides long. Its product is annotated as protein ST7 homolog. NCBI's taxonomy places the organism in Eukaryota, Metazoa, Arthropoda, Insecta, Hymenoptera, Halictidae. Gene Ontology annotation, molecular function: protein binding. The record is from RefSeq and is a predicted model, not a curated record.